AGCUCCGGGCUUCUCAGGGGGAAACGCUCGCCUCGCCGGUCCUCAUCCGUGUUAAGUACCGUCCGUCCGGGACACCACGAAGAUGGCACCAGUCGGGGGCAAAAAGGCCAAAAAGGGCAUCCUAGAACGGUUAAACUCUGGAGAGGUCAUGAUUGGAGAUGGAGGUUUUGUCUUUGCACUGGAGAAGAGGGGCUAUGUGAAGGCAGGACCUUGGACCCCAGAAGCUGCUGUGGAACACCCAGAAGCAGUUCGCCAGCUUCAUCGAGAAUUCCUCAGAGCUGGAUCGAAUGUCAUGCAGACCUUCACCUUCUACGCCAGUGAAGACAAGCUGGAGAACAGGGGAAACUAUGUUGCAGAGAAAAUAUCCGGGCAGAAAGUCAAUGAAGCUGCUUGUGAUAUUGCCCGGCAAGUAGCUGAUGAGGGAGACGCCUUGGUGGCAGGAGGCGUAAGCCAGACACCUUCGUACCUUAGCUGCAAGAGGGAAACUGAAGUCAAAAAAGUCUUCCAGCAACAGUUAGAGGUCUUCAUGAAGAAGAACGUGGACUUUUUGAUCGCAGAGUAUUUUGAACACGUUGAAGAGGCUGUAUGGGCAGUUGAAGCCUUGAAAGCAUCUGGAAAACCAGUGGCAGCGACCAUGUGCAUCGGCCCAGAGGGAGAUUUACACGGUGUGGCCCCUGGCGAAUGUGCCGUGCGCCUGGUGAAAGCAGGAGCUUCCAUCGUUGGCGUGAACUGCCAUUUUGAUCUCACAACUAGCUUACAAACAGUGAAGCUCAUGAAAGAAGGCCUGGAGGCCGCGGGACUGAAAGCCCACCUGAUGAGUCAGCCCUUGGCCUACCACACUCCCGACUGUGGCAAACAGGGAUUUAUCGACCUGCCAGAAUUCCCCUUCGGACUGGAGCCCAGAGUGGCAACCAGAUGGGAUAUUCAAAAAUACGCCAGAGAGGCCUACAACCUGGGGGUCAGGUACAUAGGUGGGUGCUGUGGAUUUGAGCCCUACCACAUCAGGGCGAUUGCAGAGGAGCUGGCCCCGGAAAGGGGAUUUUUGCCACCAGCUUCAGAAAAACAUGGCAGCUGGGGAAGUGGUUUGGACAUGCACACCAAACCCUGGAUCAGAGCAAGGGCCAGGAAGGAAUACUGGGAGAAUCUUCGGAUAGCCUCAGGCAGGCCGUACAACCCUUCUAUGUCAAAGCCGGAUGCCUGGGGAGUGACCAAAGGAACAGCCGAGCUUAUGCAGCAGAAAGAAGCCACGACCGAGCAGCAGCUGAGAGAGCUCUUUGAAAAACAGAAGUUCAGAUCUGCAUAA
Molecule: messenger RNA, 1303 nt
Organism: Aethalodelphis obliquidens (Pacific white-sided dolphin)
Lineage: Eukaryota; Metazoa; Chordata; Mammalia; Artiodactyla; Delphinidae
Product: betaine--homocysteine S-methyltransferase 1
Exons: 8
Coding region: 83-1303 (406 amino acids)
Biological process (GO): L-methionine salvage
Cellular component (GO): cytosol
Molecular function (GO): zinc ion binding; betaine-homocysteine S-methyltransferase activity
Source: RefSeq, a predicted model, not a curated record